Messenger RNA from Culicoides brevitarsis, 1219 nucleotides. Its product is annotated as mitochondrial 2-oxodicarboxylate carrier. NCBI's taxonomy places the organism in Eukaryota, Metazoa, Arthropoda, Insecta, Diptera, Ceratopogonidae. The coding region runs from base 154 to 1086 and encodes 310 amino acids. The transcript has 2 exons. The record is from RefSeq and is a predicted model, not a curated record.
AAAAAAUCCGAAACAAUCAAAAAUUCUCCUAUACUGAGUCUAUUUACUUCGGCCACCUACCUACGACUCGUACGGAGCGAUGUACGGACUUUAAAUUAGUCUCUGUCAGUGGUUGUUACUGUGAAGACCUUGUAAAUUCCGAGUUUUUUCGCGAUGAGUUCCGAUUUGAAGGCAUGGGCGAAGCAAGCCGCGAUGCAAGUUGGCUCCGGCGGCAGUGCGGGCUUCAUCGAAGUUUGUAUUAUGCAUCCGUUGGACUUGGUGAAGACUCGUUUGCAGCUCCAGAACAAAAAUACAGUUGUGAAGGUCGCGGGAACGGCAGCUCCACAGCAAGUUUACUACAACGGCGUGUUCGAUUGCAUGAAGAAAAUGAUCAAAAACGAGGGAGUUUUCGCGUUGUACAAGGGAAUUUUGCCGCCCGUGUUGGUCGAGACCCCGAAACGUGCCGUCAAAUUCUUGACCUUUGAGCAGUACAAGCGAUUUUUCAUGUUCGGUGCCGACAAACCGACGCCUCUGACAUAUUCUCUUGCCGGAUUGGGAGCUGGCGUGACGGAAGCGAUUCUCGUUAAUCCCUUCGAGAUGGUAAAAGUGACGCUGCAAGCCAACAGAGCGACGAUGAAGGAAGUCCCAAGCACCUGGGCCGUGACGAAACAAAUUGUCGCCGAAUCGGGCAUCGGUCUCAAUGGCUUGAACAAAGGAGUCACCGCGACAAUUGGCCGAAACGGCGUUUUCAACAUGAUUUAUUUCGGAUUUUAUCACAGCAUCAAGAACGAGUUUCCCGAAUAUCAGGAUCCGACGAAGGAAUUUUUCAGAAAAGUCGGCAUUGGAUUCGUGGCGGGUACGUUGGGAUCUGUCGUGAAUAUUCCGUUUGAUGUGGCAAAAAGUCGCAUUCAGGGACCGCAACCGGUGAAGGGAGAAGUCAAGUAUCGCACGACUUUUGGCUCGAUGGCGACAGUUUACAAGGAAGAAGGCUUUGCGGCGCUGUACAAGGGUUUGACGCCGAAAGUCAUGCGAUUGGGACCCGGCGGAGCGAUUAUGUUGGUGGUCUAUGACUACGUCUUUGAGUUCCUGCAAAAAAGAUUUGAGUAAAUUUGGAGUUGAAACGGAAAUUACUACCUCAAAGCAUUUAAAUUUGGACCGUUUUUGAGACCAGAAACGAUUUUUUUGUAGAUUUUUUAAAUAAAUUGUUGACGAAAUUGUUGAUAAAUUAUUUUUUAUUACA